AUGUCUAUUGAGAUUGGGCCCCUUCAAAUCGCAGCCAUCGUUUCCGCCAGCAUCGCCGUCAUCCUCGUCAUCCUUGUUGUCUUUUAUCGCCUCUAUCGACGAAGACAGCGUGGUACACGUACCUCUGCCCACCACUCUCCCACUUCCUCCACUUCUUCUCUUUCCCCGUCGCAACAUUCUCGUUCGGCUAGCGUGAGGGGGACGUCGAUGACGACUUCGGGUCUUGGUUCAGCGACCAACAUCCUUACACAGAACGCUCGAACACCUCUCGCGCCGAUUCCUAGUACAGGACAAACAGUUUCGGUGACUCCAAGCACCGGUGGAGGCUACCAUGGUAGCUCAAAGCUGAGAAAGAUGAUGAUUGGCGCCGGCGGUGGAAAAAGUUUACCCGCAGAUAAACAUGCAAGCGCGGAGCUGGUAGUCAUCACAUACGAAGAUGGCCUGCGUAAGCUGGGAAUAGAUCCCAGCUGUGGCCAGCCUCAUCCGCACCAUAUCCUGUACUCAGAGUACGAUGAGAGUGAGAUGGACAAUGGCUCUCAAGUCAGAGCGGUGGAUUCUCCGAGGGCGAAACCCGGACGUGAUAGGGGAAAGGCGCCACCACCGGCGUUGGAAAGUACGUGGUUGCCAAGUUAUUAUCAUGAGCCUCGGACAGUGCAUGGAUGA
Cryptococcus wingfieldii CBS 7118 is the source of this 663-nucleotide messenger RNA. RefSeq lists its product as hypothetical. The record is from RefSeq and is a predicted model, not a curated record. Lineage: Eukaryota; Fungi; Basidiomycota; Tremellomycetes; Tremellales; Cryptococcaceae. The transcript has 2 exons. The coding region runs from base 1 to 663 and encodes 220 amino acids.